AUGCCUAAACCGGCGGUGGUGCUCAUCCUCGUCAUCACUAUGAUCCCCUUCAUCACCCUCCUCUCCUCGGCCCCACCUUCGGGUCCGCGGAAGAUGAGGGCCCGCAGGCUCCACCGCCACCUAACAUUCGACCCCUUGGUCGACAAAUUGGAGCCACAGAUAAAUGACGAUGUGCAUAUAAACGUGCACGCGUUUUGGAAAAAGAUGAGGGAAGAUGAUGGCAUGUUGAAGGACUAUUUCACGGAGGAGGGGAGUCUGAACACCGAGCAGAGGCUGAGACAUCUGUUUGCUAUUUUGGAUCAAUCUCCCAAGGACGGGUUUCUUAGUUUCGGGGAGUUGGAUGUUUGGAACAAGCGACAGGCAUUGGAUCGGUUGAUGUACAUCACGGAGAGGAGGAUGUCGGUCCAUGAUAAGGAUGAGAAUGGCGAGGUUACUUUGUCGGAGCUCUUGUGGAAUAUACCCGAGGCAAAGAGAGAUUGGAAUGACAAGGAAUUUGGUGAGCCUGGAUGGUGGAAGGAUUUAUUUGAGUGCGCAGACGAGGAUGGUAAUGGUUCAUUGAGCGAGUUAGAAUUAAACGACUUAGUUCACCCUGAAGAUAGUAAGAACCCAAAAGUUCAAGCAUGGUUCCUGAGAGAAAAGCUAAGUGAAAUGGAUGUAAAUGAAGAUGGGAAGCUAAGUUUUGAGGAGUUUCGCGAUAGAACUCAUAGCAUAUUUACUUAUGCUCAUGAUUUCGAAACUAAGGAUGUUAGCCCCAUGGACAUAAGUGCUAUAAAAAAAUUUCAAGAGCUCGACGUGAACAAAGACAAAUUUAUAACACCAGAAGAACUAAAGCCUGUCAUCCAUCAACUGCACCCGGGUGAAUUUUCAUAUGCGACGUAUUACACCAAGUACCUGAUGCAUAAGGCCGACGAUGAUAAAGAUGGGAAGCUUACAUUGGAGGAGAUGUUAGAUCAUCCUCAGGAAUUCUACGAUGCAGUAUUUGAGGAGGGGCAACACAAUUAUCAUUAUGGUGAAGAGAACGACUAUGGCAAUCAUGAUGAGUUUUGA
Asparagus officinalis (garden asparagus) is the source of this 1047-nucleotide messenger RNA. RefSeq names its product calumenin. Gene Ontology annotation, molecular function: calcium ion binding. Gene Ontology annotation, cellular component: endoplasmic reticulum. The coding region runs from base 1 to 1047 and encodes 348 amino acids. The record is from RefSeq and is a predicted model, not a curated record. Lineage: Eukaryota; Viridiplantae; Streptophyta; Magnoliopsida; Asparagales; Asparagaceae. The transcript is spliced from 6 exons.